Molecule: messenger RNA, 1028 nt
Organism: Chelmon rostratus (copperband butterflyfish)
Lineage: Eukaryota; Metazoa; Chordata; Actinopteri; Chaetodontiformes; Chaetodontidae
Product: low affinity immunoglobulin gamma Fc region receptor II-like
Exons: 7
Coding region: 94-897 (267 amino acids)
Biological process (GO): cell surface receptor signaling pathway
Molecular function (GO): transmembrane signaling receptor activity
Source: RefSeq, a predicted model, not a curated record
AAAGACACGAUUAAAGCAGGAAACUGGCCUCCUUCACAAGCACUCUGAUGUUGUGACACAAGAAGUCUGUGUUUGUACCAGCGGCAGAGCAGCAUGGACAUAACAACGCUCUGCGCCGUCGUCGCCGCUCUGAGAGUCCUUCCCAACAGGUCCCAGUUCUUUCAGUACGAGUCUGUCUCUCUGAGCUGUGGGCAGCAGGGGAGCGCUUCAGACUGGAGGGUUAAGAAGAACACAUCCACACACAUGAACAAAGACUGUUCCACAUCCAGGGAUGGAAUACACGAAUCCAGCUGCUUCAUCGAUGCCCUUUACCCAUCAGACACUGGAGUGUACUGGUGUGAGUCUGCAGAGGGGGGGUGCAGCGACGCCGCCAGCAUCACUGUGACCGGUGGCUCGGUGAUCCUGGAGAGUCCGGUCCUUCCUGUGAUGGAGGGGGACGCUGUGACUCUGCGCUGUACAAACAGGAAGUCUUCCUCCUCCAGUCCCACAGCAGAUUUCUACAAAGACGGGCUUCUCAUCAGGAGCAGCUCCACAGGAAACAUGACCAUCCACAGUGUUUCUGAGUCUGAUGAAGGACUCUACAUGUGUAACAUCUCUGGAGCUGGACAGUCACCAGACAGCUGGCUGGAGGUCAGAGGUGGGGUAACAGUUUCUCAGUCAGGGCGUCCUGAUCCGUCUAACUCCCCCGCCACACACGUUGUGCUUCCUGUGGUGGUCGCGUGCCUCUCGCUGGUCUCGCUGAUGCUGCUGUGCCUGUGGAGGAGCCACAAAGGUAAAGCGGACCCUGAUGUCUCGUACACUGACGUUAUCAUCACACAGGAAGUGCAGCCACAGAGGGUCAGAGAUGCGGAAGCUGCGCCGACCUUCUACUCAACCGUGAAGCCAGGAAACACCUGACAGGAAGCCAGCGUUGACAUGGACAGAAGACACAGCUGAUAAAGUUCAGGUCAGAAAGUGACCACCUGUUCACCUGGAAGAGACGUCCAGUCAAGAAUGAAGCCAUUAAUUCUCAUGUGUGUUAAUAAAAG